Molecule: messenger RNA, 5359 nt
Organism: Antechinus flavipes (yellow-footed antechinus)
Lineage: Eukaryota; Metazoa; Chordata; Mammalia; Dasyuromorphia; Dasyuridae
Gene: RSRC1
Product: arginine and serine rich coiled-coil 1
Exons: 10
Coding region: 283-1281 (332 amino acids)
Biological process (GO): alternative mRNA splicing, via spliceosome
Cellular component (GO): nucleus; cytoplasm
Source: RefSeq, a predicted model, not a curated record
GGAGGAGGAGGAGGAGGAGGAUUCGGCGGGCCGAUCCGCCACAUCGGCACUCAGUCUCGCCGCCCGCCCGCCUGCAUCGAUGAGCUCGGCAGCUCGGCUGCCUCUGCCUGGCGACGGCCCCGGAAGGCGCUGAGCUUGAACUGAGGUGGGCUCGAGGCCGGGCGACGGCGGCGGCGCAAGAGGAGGCGCGUCCACGCUGCGGCUCCCGCUCCGGCUCCGGCUCCGUGGGGCGGCACUCUCGGCCGAGGCGGCGGCCCGGGGCCCCAGAGCCAGCUUACAAAAAUGGGACGUCGUUCAUCAGAUACUGAAGAAGAGAGUAGAAGUAAGAGGAAAAAAAAACAUAGAAGAAGGUCGUCUUCAAGUAGUUCUUCAGAGAGUAGAACCUUCAGCCGUAAGAAGACAGGAAGGAAAUCAAGGUCCAAGUCAAGAUCUUGGUCUAGAGAUCUCCAGCCUCGCUCACAUUCUUAUGAUAGAAGACGCAGGCACCGUUCCAGUAGUAGCUCUUCUUAUGGAUCUAGAAGAAAACGAAGUCGGAGUAGAUCGAGGGGCCGAGGAAAAUCCUAUAGAUCUCAGAGAUCAAGGUCAAAAAGUAGAACGAGAAGGUCAAGGUCAAGACCUCGUCCACGGUCCCAUAGUCGAAGUAGUGAAAGAUCUAGCCAUCGACGAACUCGUAGCAGAUCUCGAGAACGAGAGCGCCGUAAAGGGCGAGAGAAAGAGAAGAGAGAGAAGGAACGAGAGAGAGGGAAGGAGAAGGAAUUGCACAGCGCCAAGCGCGGGGAUUCUGGAAACAUCAAAGCUGGAUUAGAACAUCUGCCACCUGCUGAGCAAGCCAAAGCUAGACUGCAACUGGUCCUCGAAGCUGCUGCUAAAGCUGAUGAAGCCCUGAAAGCAAAAGAGCGAAGUGAAGAAGAAGCAAAAAGAAGAAAGGUAGAAGACCAAGCCACCCUCGGGGAACAGGUGAAGCGAGUCAAAGAAAUUGAGGCGAUCGAAAGUGACUGCUUCGUCCAGCAGACCUUCCGAUCGAGCAAAGAAGUCAGGAAGCCCACCGACCCCGGCGAAGGGAAGCAGGAGCCGGCCACUUCGGGAACGGUGACUGCAGAUCCGCCACACGUCGAGAAAGAAAUCGAGCCCAGCAGCAUCCCGACCGCUAUCAAGUACCAGGAUGAUAAUUCUCUAGCCCACCCCAACCUAUUUAUCGAGAAGGCCGAAGCCGAGGAAAAGUGGUUCAAGAGAUUAAUUGCUCUGCGACAAGAACGACUGAUGGGUAGUCCAGUUGCCUGACUAACACAGGAUUGAUUUCACUAUAACAAUGAAAUUAAAGUUUGGGGGGACACCAGAGUGAAAGAUGCGUGUGCUUGUGUGCGUGUCUGAUGUUAUUUGACGAGCUCAAUAAAGUGGCCGUUUUAGCCCAUUUUCUCCUCCUCACUUUUUCCUGCUCAUUUAGGCAGGAGUGUUACGGAUUGUUUCUGCAGUAGAGAUAUCAGAAAUUUGGGGUUUGUCUGAGAAGGCUGAGGCUGUAGUGGCUAGAGAGUUGAAGUUGGGCUCCCCCAGCUCCCGACGGGGCAGCCUUUUUGCCCUCAGGCUCCUCGCCAAGGAAGUUUCAUAAGUUGCAGAGCAGCUGUCCGCUGCAUCAGUGGGAAAUUUUCUGUCUAAUCAGAUGGCUGGACCCAAAACAAGAACGUACAGCUGUCCUAAAAAUAGCCGGGGUCCAGCUGAAAGUCCAGCGUCAAAAUAUAGUUAGCAGGUAUUUGGAAAAUGGCGAGUAAAACUUUGGGCGUGGUUUUUUAAUUUGUUAAUUUGUUUUUGUUCAUUUUAAUUUGUAAAAUUUAAUUUGUUUAAUUUGUUACAAAAAGCGUACCCCUCUCCAAUCCCUUUCUACCUUUCCCUAAAAAAGUUCAGUAAAACUGCCCAGUAGAGUGAUUGUGAUGAACAGUUCUCUGGGUGAGGGUUUUUAAGAGAGAGGAUGUGAAUGAUUUACACAUUUCUAGGAAUCAUUGUAAACUCUAAACACAAGGCUUUACAGCGCAUCUAGUUGGAAACUGCUUAAUUCUUUGUUUUAACCAAUAACCUUUGCAGUCAUAGACAAAAGGGGGGGAAUAUCAUUUCUUUGAAAAAAAAUCUACAUAUAUGCAAAGUAUUAAAUUUUAUGUAUGGAAGGAAAGAUAUGUUUAGUAAAAACAUUUUUAAAAUAGUCAGAAAUUUUAUUUGCUACUAUUUAGAAACUGACUCUUACUGGAGGCUUCCUUGAAAGCCCAGUAGCAUAAGACAUUUUCUCCUGUAGCCAGAAUUCCAGAAAUCAUGUCUAACAGAGAGGAAGAACUCCCAGAAUCUCAGGAUUGAAAGGGGUGUCAGAAGCCAUGUAGUCUGCCCCGUGUCUAAACGAGUAUUCUCUCUCUGUAGCACGCACAAGUCAUCAUCCAACCUUUGCGGGAAGAUCUGGAUCAAUAUUGGAUCCCAUUGCACGUCCUGAUGCACCUGCGAUCGAGCUGUGAUUUUAGAUAGAUUUAAGCCAAAGGCAGAGCACUUGGCUGGCAGUAGGUCUUCUUGAUUGACUUCGUUUUACUUGUGUGGAUUGUUAAGCCAAAUGGUUUCAAGUGCUUUUGAAUCUCAGCACAAGGUCACCUACAAAUAGGGGCAUCCAGGUCCUUGGCCGCUCACUAGGAAUAACCUCCUGUCGGACCCAGUGCUAGACGUCCUGCAUGACCGCGCCGCAAGGCCGCUCUGGGAUCCUGUGUUCUCCCUGGCCUUCCUCAUCUUAUAUGAGCAACCAGAAGGGGAUCAAAGUUGCCUCUCGCUGUUACAUGUGAUUUCAGUGUAUGUGUGAUAGAUAUUGUGAAUUGAAAAGGAGAUUGUGCUCUAUUGAAUCAAAUUUUUUUAAGUGUGUGUGUGUAUGUGUGUGUGUGUGUGUGUGUUUAACUUCCAGAUUACAUGGAUGUAAAUAACACCAUAGAUGUAUGUAUAUGUGCAUGUAUAUCCAGAUAUACCAGGGUGACUGCAGAAAUGUGGUCUGCUUAAAAUUGUACAUGUGAACUUUUCCUGCUCUCGUCUUGUAUUCUUCUCAACUCCAAGGGCGGUGUAGUUUCAGGAGGAUUCUCUAGCUAUUGAUGUCAGCCCUUUUUGGUAAUGUGGUGUCCAUGAUUUUUCCCACUUAUUCACUCUCUUUCCCUCCCUUGGAUUUCUUAAAAGAGCAAUUUCUCAGUGUCCUCAAAAUGGCACAGACUCAAAAGCAGCCUGCUCUUGUGCAUAUUUGCUCUAGCAUGUCUGCUUUUCCCAUCUUUGGAGGUUUUUUUAAGUGUUAUUUCUGCUUCCUCAUAUAUCACAUCAGAUCCCCUGAUGUUGGAGUCCCAAGAUAGUUUGUUACAGAACUCUUGGCGUAUCUUUUACAUUUCUUUCUGCUUAUUGUUUCCCUUCCACUUUUUGCUCUAGAUAGCUAAGUGACCGACCUAGUGAGUAGAGGGCGGACUUGGAAGUAGGACCUGAAUUCAAAUUUUGCCUCAGGCCAGGACUAGUCAGGACCCUGAAGAAGACACUUCCACUCUCAUGGCCUCAGUUUCCUUCACUGGAAAAUAAGGAUCAUAAUUGUCCCUGAGUGCCAUGGUUGUUGUGAGGAUCAUGUGAGAUGAUAUACAGUAUUUUACAAACCAUGAAGUGCUUUAUAAAUAUGAGAUUGUUGUUCAUUUCUUGGGAAAAUUUGGCUUAGUUGGAUCCCAAAAUAAGCUUUCCUCAAAAUCACAUUUCCAUCCACUGCUUCUCAUUUUGUGAGAUGAUGAUGCUCAAAAGUUUCUACCAUCCUCCUCUUUGACCUAUAGAAGGAAGGUGUCUAUAAUGUAAAUUCAUGCUGUCUUUGGCCAGUAUUUCCAAGUUACUUCUUAGCGUCAUUUGUCCUUCUCAACGUGACCAUUGACUAUAUGCUAAUUCCUUAAAUGGUACAGGUUCAUGGCAAUAUCUGUUCCUUGAUCCACUUUCCAUUUGUUGGAAGCAAAAACUUUUUUUUUCUUCCCAAAGCAGACAGGAUUAAAUGAUUGACUCAGGGUCACACAGCUAAUAAGUGUUAAGUGUCUGAGGUUAAAUUUGAAUUCAAGUCCUUCUGAGUCCAGGGCCAGCACUUUCUUCACUCCCCUCCACUCCAGCAAUCACUUUUUUUUAAUAAGUCGACUUGCUCACCAUAUCGCCUCCUUUCUCUUGUUUCUGACAAUUUAGCGUUGAUUCUGACUUUUACUGUAUAACUGCACCUAGGGAACAGAUUCAGAAGUUACUCCAGAGUAGUUUUCAUUGGGACGGCGUUAGUCCGUGCCCCUCAUGUCUGGUUCCUCCUGCGAUUCACUGGCACGAGGCUCCACGCCAAGACUUUGGUCACUUUAAUUCAUGAAUCACAUUACCCAGCAAGUUUUUCACCAAGUUUCUCCUAAAUCUUAGCAUUUGAAGUCACCAAAGAGUGAAGUAUCUGUUGAUUUCAUUUGGAGGGUUCUGCUGACUUCCUUAACCUUUGUAGCAGAUGUGUGUGAGCAACAGCAAAAAACCCAAGAUUCGCCUCUUGUCUGCUAACUUUAUGUAUAGAAAACUCAUCAAAAUUAAUAGGAUUUCAAGUUCACAGGGCAGCCAGGGAUGCCAUGUUGUCAAAGUUGUAAGGAUAAGAUGAGCUGAUAAUUGCAGAGCACAAUGCCUGGCACAAAACAAACACUAUCGAAAUGUUAGCUAUUGUCAUGUUUUUAUUAUCAUCAUCAUUAUCCUUCAGUUCCUCCAGUAAUAUUUCAAGUUAUUGGUCACUGGACAAAGACAUCGUAUUUAAUGCAACAACUGUUAAAUUGACAUUUCCAGAUUGUCUGAAAACUGUAUAAUUCUUAGCAACUUCUACUUUAUGAUCUUCCAAAGUUAAUGGACAGUUUUGUAUUUUUUCCUUGUUUCGUGGAUCACCAUAACCAAAGAAUUCUUCCGCAGUGAGGCUCUCUACCAUUAGCUAAGCCGAUCCUUUGGCAGUGGAGUCUCUGUAACCAGAAUCCUUUCCUGAAUGCUAGAAACUGCCAUGAUAGCUACCCUUUGAGAGCCGAGGCUCUUCUUUCUGUGAUGAGGCGCUAAAGAAAGGAGAGUCGUUGUUGCUGUAGAUAUCUGUGAUCCACAACGAGAACUGUGAGAAGUUGGCGCUCAGGUGCAGAAAGAAGCGUCUUGUUAUUAUUGUGUGUCCACUUUAUGCCUGUGGGGAUUCCCAGUUUGAAUAACAACUGGUAGUCUUCUGUAUCUAGAUUUGCUGUCACAACUUGCAAGUGUUCUCCAUUUUGAGUGUAUUUUGGAAAAUGAACUCUUUGAGGAUGUUAUAUUUUUUUUUGCUAAAAUACAAAUAAAAACACCAACUUUGAAUUCA